Messenger RNA from Lindgomyces ingoldianus, 441 nucleotides. RefSeq lists its product as uncharacterized. The transcript has 4 exons. Bases 1 to 441 code for a protein of 146 amino acids. NCBI's taxonomy places the organism in Eukaryota, Fungi, Ascomycota, Dothideomycetes, Pleosporales, Lindgomycetaceae. The record is from RefSeq and is a predicted model, not a curated record.
AUGGAAGACCCCGACCGAGGCUGGAAGCCAAACGGACGCCCUCAGUCCACCGUAGCCCGCAACUUCUUGUCCGAAUUGGACGACCUUUUCAAGAUUGAUUCCUCUAUCGAUGUGCUCGACAAGACGGUGCACCAGAAGAAGCAAGCAGUCACAAGCCGCGCCCAAGAGCUCGAGGCCUUAGAGGCUCGUCUGCGUGAAACCGAGGAGCGGCUGAAGCAAGCCAGAUCAUCGCCGCCCUCUUACACCCGCAAGGAUAGUGAACGGCAGAGUCCUUUCCAAAGCACCCUCCCGGAGCAGGACAAAGCACAUGUGGAGGAACCUAGCAGCCCUCUUACCCAGCCCGCAAAGGACAUGCCAGGUGCGCUACCAGAGACUCCCACAUCUUACAACAGCACUGAAUAUGUCCUGGUAGACCGGCCACAUACCGCCCAGAACGAGUAA